Messenger RNA from Lontra canadensis (Northern American river otter), 2154 nucleotides. It is a transcript of the gene APOLD1, whose product is annotated as apolipoprotein L domain containing 1. The record is from RefSeq and is a predicted model, not a curated record. Gene Ontology annotation, cellular component: membrane; extracellular region. NCBI's taxonomy places the organism in Eukaryota, Metazoa, Chordata, Mammalia, Carnivora, Mustelidae. Gene Ontology annotation, molecular function: lipid binding. Bases 526 to 1272 code for a protein of 248 amino acids. The transcript is spliced from 4 exons. Gene Ontology annotation, biological process: lipid transport; lipoprotein metabolic process.
CAACCACGCAGCCUCAUCAUGCUUUUUAAAAUACAACAGUGGACUAUAAGUGGCUAUAUCAGACAUAAGAGGGUUCCCUCCUUUCUUUUUCUUUUUAAAAAAAUGAUUUUGUAAUGAUGUCUUCUCAAGAAACACUGUAAUUGGUCAGCCUAGGGUGCGUUUUUUGUCCUCCCAUAUAACGUCAUUAGCUAUUCUCAGGAGAGGAAAGGCAGGGUAUGCCCCCUGGGAGAAUGACAACACUUGUUUCAAGUUGGGGAAGAGCCUGUGGGUCUUUUCCUGCGUUUGGGGGAAAGCGAACACACAAUGUUCGUUUCCUAAAUACGGGAUGUGCUGUGUGGCUGGCAGGUCAUUUUCCACCAUGUCACAUCCUUCUGGUUGAAGGCAGCAGGGGCUAGGACAGGAAAUGGCAAAUUCUCAGAAUGAGACAAGGCUUUCCCAGGGCAGUCAUUGGUUCUCUGGGACUAUAAAACAUGCUCAUCCAGAAACAGCCUCAGAUUUUUCUUUCCUGGAGGUAGCCAGAAGUGAAUGGGCAUGGAGCGGCCUGCGGCCCGGGAGCUGCAGGGCGCCGACGCGCUGCGCCGCUUCCAGGGGCUGCUGCUGGACCGCCGCGGCCGGCUGCACGGGCAGGUGCUGCGCCUGCGCGAGGUGGCCCGGCGCCUCGAGCGCCUCCGCCGGCGCUCCCUGGCGGCCAACGUGGCUGGCAGCUCGCUGAGCGCCGCGGGCGCCGUGGCCGCCAUCGUGGGGCUCUCGCUCAGCCCGGUCACCCUGGGCGUGUCGCUGGUGGCGUCGGCCGUGGGGUUGGGGGUGGCGACCGCCGGAGGGGCCGUCACCAUCACGUCCGACCUCGCCCUGAUCUUCUGCAAUUCCCGGGAGCUGCGCAGGGUGCAGGAGAUCGCCGCCGCCUGCCAGGACCAGAUGCGCGAGAUCCUGAGCUGCCUCGAGUUCUUCUGCCGCUGCCAGGGCCGCGGGGACCGCCAGCUGCUGCAGUGCGGCCGGAACGCCUCCAUCGCCCUGUACAACUCUGUCUACUGCGUCGUCUUCUUCGGCUCACGUGGCUUCCUUAUCCCCAGGCGGGCGGAAGGGGCCACCAGGGUGAGCCAGGCCGUGCUGAAGGCCAAGAUUCAGAAACUGGCGGAGAGCCUGGAGUCCUGCACCGGGGCCCUGGACGAACUCAGCGAGCAGCUGGAGUCCAGAGUCCAGCUCUGCACGAAGGGCGGCCGUGGCCGCGACCUCAAGAUCUCUGCUGACCAGUCCGCAGCGCUGUUUUUCUGAGAACAUCCUUUCCCUUCAUGACCGAGGCCAGAAACCAUCCCCAUGGGAUGCUCCAGAUUUGUAGCUCCCUCAGGAAAACAACACCAAGUUGGAUGAGGAGCGGAAUGCAAAGGAUGAGAAAGACUGUUCUUGAAACUGGGGGGAAGGAGGGAGUGCUCAGAGCCCUUCUUUUCCCGUCACCGUGGCAUCCUGCCUGGGGUUGUGUGCUAGGGACUUUUUACUUGCCUAAUCCUAUGGGCUAUGUGGACUGAAAACUCUUGUUCCUUUAUCAAAACCGUUCAGUUGCCACACUGGUGAGCGCCCCUGUAUUAAAGUUGACUCGGGGUCCUUGCCCCAGCCCUGGUGGUUUGAGCAAAGGUUGGGGAGGCUGGGUGUGAGGCCACCCUCUGGGGCCUCUCCAAGCCCCACUAGGCUCUGAGGUCCUCAAAAUGAGGAGGAGACACUAGCUUUUAAAACUUCUCUUCCAGAGUUUCUGAGUAUAAACUCCAAGUCCAGAACAAAUCAGGUCCCUCUGAACUGUGUAGCAGGGUUCAGGACCCAAAAGGGGCCUCUCCCAUUCACACACUCUUCCUUCCACCCUCUGGGUGCCUGCUCUCAAAUCCAGCCUGGGGCAGAGUGGGUAUUUCUGAAGGGCUUCAUAGCCAGACCUCCGGAUAUUCUGGGAGGGAAACCCAAGUAAACGGUCAUCUGAAUCCCACCCCCUUGCAACAAGCCGCUGAGGCCAAGGGCGAUGAAGUGAUGCACAACCUUCCUUACCCGCAUCCUAGUGCACAGAAGAGAGCAGUGGCUUUGAGUUAGUCCUGGGUUUAUUAUAGGCUCUGUCACUACUGUGGGACCUUGGCCACUUAAUUUCUCUGAGACUUGGCUUGCUGGUCUGUGAAA